AAACACCCACUCCCCCGCCCCGGCACGGGCACCCAGCUCACCCGCACAAAUCCCACCGUCUCCACCCACAAACCAAUCCACGGGAUACUUCUUCCUUCCCACUCACGCCUCCGCCCCGCACCGAUCAUCAAAGAAAAGGACGAUGAGCAUGAUGGCGAUGUCGGCGCUGAACCCGGACGCGCCCAUGUUCAUCCCGGCGGCGUUCCGGCGGGUGGAGGACUACUCGCCCGAGUGGUACGAGCUCGUCAAGACCACCGCAUGGUUCCGCGACCACUGGUACCGCCAGCAGCAGCUCUACGACGGCGAGGACGACCAAGACGUGGACGACGUCGCCGCGCUCCUCCCCGACGACUCCGUCGACCUGCUCGACGCGCAGGACCUCUUCUACUCCCCGCCCUCGCCACAGCAGGCGCAGCACGACUUCCACAGCUACAACAAACCAGCAGGCUUCGGUGGCGACAUGGACGCCGUGCUCAGAACCCUCAGCCUCAACUCGCCCAGGGGCGGCGUCCCCAACGCGGCGGCGCCAGCCUGGUCGCCGAGGCAGGCCGAGAAGCCGGUGCAGCACUUCGGCGCCAGGGCUGGCGGUGGUGGCGCCCGACGCGCCAUCCACCAGCCUCGCUAGAGCUAAACAAGCCGCCCUCUG
Messenger RNA from Lolium rigidum, 646 nucleotides. Its product is annotated as protein EARLY RESPONSIVE TO DEHYDRATION 15-like. The record is from RefSeq and is a predicted model, not a curated record. The transcript has 3 exons. Bases 143 to 625 code for a protein of 160 amino acids. NCBI's taxonomy places the organism in Eukaryota, Viridiplantae, Streptophyta, Magnoliopsida, Poales, Poaceae.